This is a messenger RNA of Culex quinquefasciatus (southern house mosquito), 1509 nucleotides long. RefSeq names its product U6 small nuclear RNA (adenine-(43)-N(6))-methyltransferase. Gene Ontology annotation, molecular function: 23S rRNA (adenine(1618)-N(6))-methyltransferase activity. NCBI's taxonomy places the organism in Eukaryota, Metazoa, Arthropoda, Insecta, Diptera, Culicidae. Bases 120 to 1490 code for a protein of 456 amino acids. Gene Ontology annotation, cellular component: nucleus. The record is from RefSeq and is a predicted model, not a curated record. The transcript has 2 exons. Gene Ontology annotation, biological process: rRNA base methylation.
UGUGCGCUCUGUGUUUUUGUUUUGAUUCACCGCGCGCGCGUUUUGUUUUGAAAAUUUAAAAGGCUGGAAAACGUUUAUAGCUUCAUGGUACAGUUCCGGUCCCAGAUCGCUCAAGCACAAUGUCCAUGUCCAAGUUUAUGCACCCGCGCAACAUCUACCGCCAGAAGCCGGACUUUAACGCGCUGGUCAAGCAGUUCCCGGAGUUACGCGGGGUCACCACGGUGGAUCUAAACGGUCGCAUCAAGCUGGACUUUAAGAACCGGGAGGCGCUGCAGCUGCUGACGCGGGUUCUGCUGCGGCGUGACUUUGGGCUGAAGGUGGAACUGCCGGCGGGGAAGCUGGUGCCGACGUUGCCGCUGCGCUUGAACUACAUUCUUUGGCUGGAGGACGUCGAGGAGGCGCUGGGUUGGCGCACGGAUCGAGCGGAACUGCGGGGGUUGGACAUUGGCUGCGGGGCGUCGUGUAUUUAUCCGCUGCUGGGGGUGGCGCGGAAUCGGACCAGGUGGAAGAUGGUCGGGCUGGAGAAGGUGCGGGAUAGUGUGGCGAGUGCGCGGGGGAAUGUGGAGCGGAACGGGUUGACGGGGGACGUUCGGGUGGUGGAGCAGAAGGAGGGGGAGGAGACUGUGAUAAGGGGGUUUUUGGAGGGAGAUGGGGUUGGGGAGCGGUUUGACUUUUGCAUGUGCAAUCCGCCGUUUUACGAGCAGGAUCAUGAGGUGGAGAAUCGGACGGGGCACCGGCCGGAACCGUCUGCUGUUAGUACCGGGAGUAUGGACGAAUUGCGGACGGAGGGAGGCGAGUUGCGAUUUGUGGAAAAGAUCAUCGACGAAAGUUUGGAGUUGAAAGAGCGAAUAACCGUUUACAGUUCGAUGUUGGGACACAAACGAAAUUACGAUCAGAUUUUACGGAUAUUGAAAGGUCGUGGCGUGAGCAACUUCACGACGACCCGGUUCUGUCAGGGCAACACAACUCGAUGGGGAGUCGCGUGGAGCUUCUCCAGCGAAGCUCUCUUGUACAAAGUCCCGGACGCAACUCAGCAAUCAACCAAUACCAACAAGAAAUCCCCCGCCAAACCACUUCAGGGUAAAAUCCUCACCGCAACUCAAGCGCCAACCCUGGCCGAGGCCAAAUCCCACCUCCUCUCCGCUCUGACGCCCCUCGCACUUCAACUCCAACCCCUGGAGGAGGAGUCCGACUCAGAAUCGCUGUGGAAGCUCGUGGCCCAGGACAACACGUGGUCCCACCAGCGCAGGAAACGGCGGGAAGCGAAGCGAGUAGCCACUGUCGAAAGCAAUGGAGAACCGGCCCCGGAGCAGGGCACGCCGAGCAAGCGCUGCCGGACGGAACCGGUGCUGAGCGCGGCGGUCAGUUUGAAGAGUUGCGACGGAGGUUGGACGUUGGCGUUGAGUUACUUGGGUGGGAUUGCCGGAAAGGACGGGGUGAACCAGAUUUUGCAGUAUGUUAAAAAUAAGUUGAAGGAAUCUAGUGAUUAAAACAGUUAUUUAGUUUCAC